This is a messenger RNA of Cucurbitaria berberidis CBS 394.84, 1043 nucleotides long. RefSeq names its product pre-mRNA-splicing factor 38A. Bases 93 to 1043 code for a protein of 316 amino acids. The transcript is spliced from 2 exons. Lineage: Eukaryota; Fungi; Ascomycota; Dothideomycetes; Pleosporales; Cucurbitariaceae. The record is from RefSeq and is a predicted model, not a curated record. Gene Ontology annotation, cellular component: precatalytic spliceosome.
ACCAGCCCUUCCUAUGCAGUCACCCUGAGGCCGAGAUCUGCUACAAGAGGUCGAUAUAUGCAAAAGUGCCAAUACACAGACACCUACACGCCAUGUCCAAGCCCCAGUUCGACCGCGCAGACGCAGGCGCCCUUCUCGAUGACCGUGGCUACAGCGGCGCCCUCAUCCGCGGCCAGAACCCCGCUCUGCUCUUCGAAAAGGGCGUGCGGGACCGAAUCACUGAGUCGUACUACUGGAAAGAGCAGUGCUUCGGCCUGAACGCUGCGACACUAUGCGAUCGCGCAGCGGAUCUGAAGUUUAUUGGUGGCACCACGGGCAUCAUGGGCAAGCCGACACCGUUUCUUUGCCUGGCGUUCAAGCUAUUGCAGCUCGUGCCGGAUAAGAGCAUCAUCUUGGAGUAUCUGAACUUCCGGGGGGAUGAAGAUGAAGAGGAGGAGGCGGGGCAGAAUGGCGAUGGCGAGGUCAAGAAGGAAGAGAAUGGGCAUGCGGGGAGCGAAGAGGGAGAUGCCGGGAAGAAGGAGCAAGAUCUCAAUGCAGCAGGCAAGCUGGGCGACUUCAAGUACCUGCGCUGUCUGGCUGCGUUCUAUAUCCGGCUUGCUUGGGAGCCUGUCGAAAUCUACAAGACCCUCGAGCCGCUCCUCACCGACUACCGCAAAAUCAAACGCCGACUCAAGGACGCCUUUACCCUGACGCACGUGGAUCAGUUCAUCGAUGACCUCCUUUCCAAAGACCGCAUCUGCGCGACGAGUCUGUGGAAACUGCCUUCGAGAGCAAAUCUUGAAGACCUGGACAUGCUGGACCCGAGAGAAAGUCCGUUGGAUGGCGAGGUGGAUGCGCUGGAUGAGGAAAUGGACAAGCAAAGAGUAGGAGCAGAAGUUACGAUAGCCGGAGUCGAAGCAGGAGUCGAAGCUACGACAGCAGAGACCGCCAAAGGAGCCGGAGUAACGACAGCAGAGACAAACAAGGGAGCCGGAGUCAUGGGCGACGCAGUCCGCAGAGUACAAGGAGCCGCAGUCGGAGUCGAAGUAGGAGUCGUCCGAUAG